Castor canadensis (American beaver) is the source of this 1547-nucleotide messenger RNA. RefSeq names its product sosondowah ankyrin repeat domain family member D (gene Sowahd). The record is from RefSeq and is a predicted model, not a curated record. Gene Ontology annotation, molecular function: protein binding. Lineage: Eukaryota; Metazoa; Chordata; Mammalia; Rodentia; Castoridae.
AUGGCCCAGCAGCGAGCGGCCGCGAACCCGGUGCCCAAGGCCUUGCUCAAGCCAACCAGGCUGAGCCUGCGGAGCGCCCCGCAGCUCCGCCCCCCGAGAACGGAGCCCAGUAGCCUGGGCAGGUACUGGGGCCACGCCGCCACCGCUUCCCGGGAGUCCCCCCUCCACGGCUCGCUGAUGCUCCCCGGAGCGGGCCCGGGGCGACGGCGGGGGGCGCUGCGGGAGCUGCUGGGGCUCCAGGGGGUGGCUCCCGCCGGGUGGCUGUCGGAGGAGAUCCCGGAGGAGCAGUCUCCAGGCGUGCCCGGCGGGGCGAGCAGACCCGGUGGAGCGAGCGGACCCGGUGGCAGCGGACUGUGCCUGGAGCCACGGGAGCACGCGUGGAUUCUGGCAGCCGCCGAGGGCCGUUUUGACGUGUUGCAGGAGCUGCUGGAAGUUGAGCCCGGGCUGCUGCUGCGGGGCGACCCGAUCACAGGCUACACCGUGCUGCACUGGCUGGCCAAGCACGGGCGCCACGAGGAGCUCAUUCUGGUCCAUGAUUUUGCCCAGCGCCAGGGGCUGCCGCUCGACGUGAGCGUUCCUGGCAGCGGCGGCUUUACGCCGCUCCAUCUGGCGGCCCUGCAGGGCCACGAUAUGGUCAUCAAGGUGCUGGUGGGCGCCCUGGGCGCUGACCCCACGCGUCGCGACCACAGUGGCCAUCGGGCCUGCCACUACCUGCGGCCCGAUGCGCCCCGGAGUCUGCGGGAGCUGUCGGGGGCGGAGGAUUGGGAGACAGCACGCGGCAGCGAGCGCAACAACGUCAACAACAACAGCAGUGGUGCCUCCGGGUGGAUGCUGAGACGGACCCCUAGCUCAGCGGGCGCGACGACGGCCACGCGGACACACACCAGAGCGGCGGCCCCUUCGGCCAGAGAGAAGAAAGCCACGGGCAGUCUGGCGGCUCAUACCCAUGGCCUUUUGCGCCAUCUGUUCCCCUUCUUCCAGGACCGUUGAGGGUGACUUGAACUAGAGAGCUCAGAGGGGCCGCGACACUGUAGUGAGGCCUCAUUCUGGGGUUGUUUACCGGGUCCACCGAAAGGAGAGGCGCCCUUACACAGCUUGGGCCUGCAUGGAGCAGACCACGUUGGAGCCGGCUCAGGUACCUGUUCCAAGUCUCCUGAAACCACCCAUCAGAAGGACUCAGGGACUUAGCACACCACGCCCCCUCAACAGAGAGAGAGAGGCAAGGACCAAGCUAGCCUGGCAACAGAACUAAGGAGUUAGGAGCAGGGAGCAUGGUCCUCCUUGGGCAAGUUAAGCUUCUAGCAGCCAUUUGAGGUCAGGUGGAAGCGCUGGGUUUACUAGGAAGCAUUCAGUAGAAGAGUAAGUUAAAACUAAAUCAUUGAUGCAGAGAAAACGCCUAACUGCCCUUAACAAGUCUCCCUGUGCUGCUAGUCAGCCCCUGGCAACCUGCUCCUGAGAUUACCCAGGCCUUACCAGUACCUGGUCUAAUUAAUGUAUCACAGAUGACUUCUUAAGUAUAUUAAAAUGGGAUUUGUUUUCCCUUUUAC